AUGCUCGGAUUGUCCUUGGUGACAACAAUAGCGGAGGAUCCGGCAGGGCUUACGGAUGAGCAAGUUGGCCUUGAGUCACCGAUUCACCCCUUGGGAAUUAAACCCUCGGGAAACAAGCUGCUUGCACCCGGGACUACCGAUGCUCGUGAGGCUAUUGGAACAUUUCAGGCAUUACCAGAUGAGGUUUUGGCCCAGUUCCUGGAAUAUCUUGAUAAAAAAUCUCUCAGACAACUGGGCUGUUGCAGCAAGUUUCUGUAUGCCUUCUCUAUUUCUGAGGAGUUAUGGAAAACCCUUUUCUUAGCGUCCCAUGAGCAUAAUCAGCGCCCUUUCGAGUGGAAGGGAACGUGGCGAUCGACAUUACUGGGACUCCCCUCAGACAAGCAAGCGAAAGUUGAUUGCAGCACUGUCUUUUCUGAUGUCCUCCACCGGCCAUUUGUCUGCAGUCAAAUUUCCCUCAACAGAUUCUACUCUAAGAUCCCGAGGUCCAACGAGAUGAAGCGUUUUAAGGACCUGACAUAUGAUGAAUUCGCGGAGAAAUGGAGCGACACACCCUUCAUACUCACCGACUGCGUUCGGUCCUGGCCGGUCUGCCAACAGUGGAAUAUGCAGUGUCUCCUUAGGACAUGUGCAGACGUCAAGUUCCGCGCCGAGGCGGUCGACUGGCCUUUCUCGACAUAUUAUGACUACAUGACCAAUAGUCAAGACGAGAGCCCUCUGUAUCUGUUCGACAAGGCGUUUGCGGAGAAGAUGAAGAUUACAGUCGGUAAGCACGAGGGUGCUGCGUAUUGGAAGCCUGACUGUUUCGGACCAGACCUCUUCGAGCUGCUGGGCUCAGAGAGACCUGCCCACCGGUGGCUGAUCAUCGGCCCGGCGAAGAGCGGAUCUACCUUUCACAAGGAUCCUAACGCUACAUCGGCCUGGAAUGCGGUGAUCCAAGGUGCCAAGUACUGGAUCAUGUUCCCGCCGAAUGUUGAUGUUCCCGGAGUAUAUGUCUCUAGGGACCAGAGCGAAGUGACGAGCCCCCUGAGCAUCGCCGAAUGGCUGCUCGAGUUUCACGAGGAGGCACGGCAGCUGCCGGAGUGCGUCGAAGGGAUCUGCAGGGCCGGAGAGAUCCUCCACGUGCCAAGCGGAUGGUGGCAUCUUGUUGUCAACCUGGAGAGUGGUAUCGCGCUGACACAGAAUUUUGUGCCCAAGUCACACCUUGUCGAUGCCCUGGAGUUCCUCAAGGACAAGCCGGACCAGGUGACAGGUUUCAAGCGUGACGUCUUGGACCCAUACGGUCUCUUUGUCGAGCGCCUCAAAAUCGAGUUCCCAGAAUUGCUCCAUGAGGCUCUGUUGGGUCUCGAGAAGAGGCAGAGCAGGAGGAAGCGCAAGUGGGAUGAUGCCAUCGCUGGUGAUGCAGAGCAGGAAGCGGGGUCUGGAGGGGGGUUUAGUUUCGGGUUUGGUCUUGAUGAGGAUGAGGAUGAGGUGCCUUGAGAUACUAUAAAGCACUACUUGUGCAACUACUGCUUGAUACAGUUCAUAGAUGCUCUGUGCAAUGCAUCCAAAUGUGGAUGGACGCUGCAAGUCAGGCAGCAUCUUGCACCC
Molecule: messenger RNA, 1587 nt
Organism: Cryphonectria parasitica EP155
Lineage: Eukaryota; Fungi; Ascomycota; Sordariomycetes; Diaporthales; Cryphonectriaceae
Exons: 4
Coding region: 1-1476 (491 amino acids)
Cellular component (GO): nucleus
Molecular function (GO): cis-regulatory region sequence-specific DNA binding; protein binding
Source: RefSeq, a predicted model, not a curated record